CAGCUGCUGCUGCUGCUGGCGCCGGCGCUGCUCGGCGUGCCGCUCACGCUGCUGCUGCGCGCCCGGCUGGCCGCCCCGCUGGUCGGUGCGGGCGCCGCGCUACUCUCCCUUACCCUGCAGAUUGUGGGGGUGCUGACGGAGCGCCGCUCGGCCGCGCAGAGGGACGUCAAGACAAACAUCCUCGCGCAGGAUGAUGAGGUGGUGUUUGAGGGGGUCUGCCACCCCUCCACCUGGGCGUUCAUCAUACCGGCCAAACGGCGGAUGGUGAGCCUGGCGCUCCACCCUCUGGCGGCGGGUCUGGCCGCUGCAGCCGCCGCCGUCGCCCUCUCCCCAGACACCCUCCCGGCGGUGUCCCGCCACGGCGCCGCUCUGGUGGUCCUGUUCCCGGUGCUCGGCUGGCUCAGCGUCUGCACGGGCCUGUACUCGGUGACGGUGGCGCGGCCCCCCGAACCGGCCGCGCUGCGAGCACUGGAUGACUGGGAGGUGGCCGCUCUGAACCGGCCACUCCACCUGCUGCUGCUGUCGGCGCCGCUGCUGUUCAUCCAACACGGGUGGCCCUCUCCGACCCCCGACUGGCUGAUCACCUGUGACGUGGUGGCUCGCCUGACGAUGUGCGCGCUGCCGCUGCUCUGGCUGUUCGGGGUCAUCCCGCCGAUGGAUGUGGCCUUCGGGUGGCUCUCAGAACAGACGCUGAUUCUGCUGUGCGGCGGCUCUCCCUGUAUUCUGCUGUGCGGCGGCUCUCCCUGUGUGACGCCGUCCCGGUUGGCGGUGCAGCUGCUGCUGGCUGCCGCCCUGGCCGUCCCUCUCUGCUGCAUCCCCUCGGCCGACCGGCUGCUACCCGCCGCAGUGGGAGGCUGCCUGCUCAGCGCAGACGUCGUCGGUCUCCUGCAGUGGCUGUGGUGCGCUGCGCGGGUGUACUGCGCCGGUCUGCUGAGGAACUGUCUGUACCGUCCGGCCGCCGGUCGGGGGGUCACAGGCUGGGUGCGCGCCGCCGGACUGCGGCUGCACACACUCGGUGCGCCUCUGCUGCUAACUCUGUUCAUCGCCUGGGAGAUCGAGGCGGCGGCGGCGGACCGCCCGCCCCGCGGCUCACCGGAGGACCUGCUGUCAGCCGUGUGCCUGGCGCGCUGCUACCGAUGGGUGUGGCAGAACACGGAGGCCGCCCUGCCGGAGACCGCUCUGGUGUUCCUGGUGCGUCUGCUGUGGCCCACUGCUGCCGCCUGGCGGCCGGAGUUCGUACUAACGGCCGCCAGCGCUCUGAGGGACCGACUGACUCAGCUGCGGGGGAAGCUCUACAUGGCGGCCGUGCUGCUCUCGUCGUGGCUGAGCGUGAAGGAGAGGAGACGCGCUCACGUGCUGUUCGCGCUGAACACGGCUCUGCUACCCAUCACUGCCGGCCUGCUGGCGCUCUCCUGUCUGUUCUCUGCCCCCCUCCUCCCCGUCUGCACGCUACCCCUGUUCGUGGCCACCUUCCCCCGUCGGCCGGCGGGCCGGGUGCCGGCGGCGCCCCAGACCGCCGGUCCAGACGCCGUGUAUUACCAGCAGAUGUCGGCUCCGACCGCAGACGUGCUGGGGAGGGCCGUCUGGGACGGAUGUGCCGGGUUUAUCCAGCCCGGGGACUAUCUGCUGCUCCGGUUUGAAGACAGGCUCAUGUGGAUCUAUGUCGCCGAAAUGGGAAACGCAUACAUCUACUUCUGCAUCAAGGGUCUGGAGCUCCAGGAGACGUCCUGUCACGCCGCCGAGGCUACGCGCGUGGACGCCAUCUUCGACUGCGCCUUCGACGAGGAGCGUUCAGCCGAGUCGGCCAGUCCUCUGGCACCGUUCUGGUUCCAUGCGCUCACACCUCUCACCCAGCUGCACGUGCCGGGGUACUCGGACGCUCGCAGUCAGCUGACGGGAGUGAUCGACAACUCUGCCACUCUGGCCGCGGUGGAGGAGCUGUUCCCCAAGGUGCUGGCCUGGACGCUGGUGCAGCACCUCCUCACCACUGACGCGGUAGCGGAGGAGCAGAAGCUGCUCGCCAAGGCGGUGCAGAGUAGUGACACGGCCGGUGGGAAGAACACGGCCCGCGCGGACAGCAUGGAGCGCUAUAAGACGGCGCUCAGCUCCCCGGCGCCGCCGGCUCUGCUCGGAGAGGUGGCGGAGUGGUCGGACGGCUCGCAGGGCUCUCUGCUGCUGUUCGAGCCGCAGAAGCCGGCCGGGGUGGCGCUGGGAGCGGCGCCCUGGCUCAGACAGGUGCUGGACGCGGAUGACGGCUCGCCGGGGUCGGAGGGAGAGGGUACCGCGCCGCCGCCGCCUCCUCUCGUGUCGAGUACGACCAUCAUGGUCGGCCCGCCGGCCGGGUCUCCGUCUGGGACGGGCGCGCCGGCCUCCCCCCGCCGCUCCACGCAGCUGCCGCCGAUACCGACCUCCUCGCGCCCGUCCCCGCCGCGACGUGCCCCCUCCGGCGCCGGGUCGGUGACCACCACCCCCAGCCGGCGCCCCAGCCGUCUACGCAGCGGCUCUCGGGUCGCCCCGGCGCCCGGCUCCGAGAGGGACACUCCGCCCGGCUCGACCCAUGGCUCUGUGACCGCCUCUGUCGGCCGCGUCAGCUCGUCUCGGCGACCCUCCCGCGCCGCCUGGCAGCCCCUGAUACCCUCCGCGCCGUCCGUGCCGCCCCCACCGACCGCCGCGGCGCGCCGCCUGACUCCCCCGGCAGUGUGGACCCUGGCGGCGCCUCCGCUCAACACCGAACUGUCCUCUCCAUUCCCUCGGCAGUUCUGGGUACAGACUGUCACCUCACUACUCGAGAAGGAGGCACAGAAGGCGGCCAAGGGGCAGUCGCUGACAGAGACGGUGGUGGGCGCGGCGGCGACCGACCCGGUGGAGAGUCUGGGAGGGGACGCGGCCGUGGAGAGAGUGAUGGAGAAUCACAGAGUGGUGUGUCAGCUGGUGGACUCGGCGUACCACGGCACCGCCAGGCAGCUCCAGGUGGGCUCGUCCCCGGCCCGCGUGCUGUCCCUGUAUAGAGAGGGCGGCGCCCCGGACACCCCUGUGAUACCCUAA
Amphibalanus amphitrite is the source of this 3045-nucleotide messenger RNA. RefSeq names its product pecanex-like protein 4. Lineage: Eukaryota; Metazoa; Arthropoda; Thecostraca; Balanomorpha; Balanidae. The record is from RefSeq and is a predicted model, not a curated record. The transcript has 12 exons. Bases 262 to 3045 code for a protein of 927 amino acids.